GAGGCAGCCCCCACCCCUCAGGAGCACCCCAGACCUCCCUAGUUCAGGAGGUGGAGUCACUGGGACACAAAACUUGUUUUUUGUUUUACCCAAACCACGCAGCCAGGGCUCCCCAGGCCACUGCUUCCUCUUUCUCCUUCUUUUUCCCCUGAUCUGGCACCAAACAGAGCCAGACCCCCCCCAGGGGGUGAGCACUGACUCCAGCUCCCCUCAGGGCCACCAUGCAGGUGAGGGGCAGCAGCCUGGAUUUGGGUGCCCCCAGACCACCCACCCCCACGCCAGACACCCCGGGGAGCCACCAGCCUCGACCUCCCAACUCGUCACUCCUCUACAGCAACGUGGGAGAGCUGCGGGCCCACCUCGUCCCCCGUAAGGCCACCCGAGGGGAAGGAACAGGCAGAGCCCCCUCCCAGCCCACCCGGGACCCUCUGCCUCCCCCUUUGCCAAAAAAGCAUCUCCAGCGAGCAGAGUCCCUCCCGGAGCAGCCGAGACCCCAGCACUGCCGGGGUCACCCCGUGCCACAGGCCAGCAGCAUCCUCAGCAAUAUCCCGCCAGGGCAUGAGGAGGGGGCCCUCAGCUCCAUCCCCCCGGGGGACAGAUCCCCCUGGGGGCCCAAGAAACCCCUGACCAAGUCUCAAAGCCUGGGAGAACCGGUGGCCUGGAGCAGUCCACAAAAAUACCCAUUGCCCAGCCAGGUGGAGCUGACGUUUGGGAUUGCAGACAGGGAUUUGGGAUGGCUCCUGGAGAGCCCGGCUGGGGGGUGUGAGGUGGUUUUGGGGUGCCAGGUGGGUGCCCUGUCCCGGCUCUCAGCUCGGAUCCAGGAGGAGCUGCUGGGGCCAGAGAAGCAUCAGCGGCUGCUGGAGAUGGAGCUGAGGGGGAAGAACUGGGCAGCCCUGAGGGUCCUGGAGCCAGAGCCGUGCUGUGAGAGUGGGGAUGCCUGGUACUUCCGAGUGGGCUUCACUUUGGAGCAAACCCAGCUGGUGUUUGCAGCCAAGGUCCCCAAGCCAGGCUGCUCCAGCCUGGGGGUACAGAGCUCCCUUGGGGCACACUGCAGCAUCCAGCGCCUGAUCGGCCGAUUCAGUGACCACCUCCCUCGGGAGCUGGUGCUCCCUGCAAGGCCUGGGGAGCAGAGUUGGUCCCCUUCUACAGAAGAGCCAGCCUGUCCCACCACCUAUCCUGUUGUGCAGGUCCUGAUUUCUCCUGAAGUUCCCUACCAGACCCUGGCAGGCUUUGUGAAGGGAUCCCACAGUUUGCACAGGAUCAGCCCCGGGCAUUAUGAACGCCUGGCUUGUCUCCUUCUCCUGCAGCUCUGCAUGGGGCUGGAGCACCUCCAGCUGCAGAACAUGGGACAUGGAGACCUCUGCCCCGAGAACCUGCUGUUGGUGCAGUGCCCUUGUCCUUCUCAGAGCCAGCAAGGCAAGGAGGCACCCCUGGGUCUGUUCCUUCCAAGGCUGCUCAUCAGCAGUUUCUUCAAGGUUAAAGACAAACAAAGACCUUGUUCUACCAGCCAGGAGCAGGACUGGACUAAGGGCCCUGCUGCACCACCCUCCCCAGAGGCAGAUGAGCUGCACGUAGGCAUACUGAUCUAUUGGAUCCUGCAUGUGGACAUCUCUCUGGAAAAUGCCUUGGGGUUCAGAAGCAACAGACUUCCUGAAAUCCCCUCCUUAUCCAUCUAUUCCACAGGACUCAAGCGUUUGGCCAUGCUGCUUCUCCACAGAGAUCCCUCCAAGAGGGUCUCCAUCAAGCAGGCAAGGAGCAUCCUGCAGGUCCUGCUCUGGGGGCCCCGUCAGGAGCUCUUUGCCAGGAGCAAGAAGACCCUCAGGCUUCUCCAGAGCUGGGUGGAGGUGAAGAGGGCUUUGUUGCUCCUGAAGUUUGCGGAGAAUUCAGUUGGGGUGGGAGCGAGUCCUGGCCUCGAGGAGUGGCUGUGCUGCCAGUACUUCCAGGAGGUGACUGAGCACACACUCUACCAAGUCACCCAGGCUCUCUACACUCCCUAAAGGCAAGCUGAAGUUCAGCCCAACAAAAGGUCUCCCCAAAGGUGACCAAGAGCCUGUGAGGACCUGUCCGAAUCCAGUGGCUGACAUCUCCCCCAAGGAACCCAAGCUGGUCCUGGCUGUGAAAACUCUGCAAACCUGAACACUUCUCCCACAGCAUAAAAAUGACAAAGCUGGGGCCAAACUCCCACCCGUGGUUCCCACAACCUAGGAUGUGUUUUUACAUCCUCAGCUGAUUUGUGUUUGUUGCUGUGAGCGGGGUUUAUCAGAGCAUCCCAGGCAAGGCAGCUGGAUGGAAGCCAUAGGCUUGAGAACCAGUUUAGUGCCUGAUUAUCCUGGGUAAAAUUUACAGGUCUUGGACGUUGCACAACCCCCCCACAGGCCUCUCCUGUGGCCAGGAGGCUUUUGCUGUUUUAAAUAACAAGACAAAGCCACACAUUACAGCUCACCUUAAGGCACCAUUGCAAAGGAGAAAUAUGAUCCCC
Molecule: messenger RNA, 2479 nt
Organism: Calypte anna (Anna's hummingbird)
Lineage: Eukaryota; Metazoa; Chordata; Aves; Apodiformes; Trochilidae
Gene: PEAK3
Product: PEAK family member 3
Exons: 3
Coding region: 222-1997 (591 amino acids)
Biological process (GO): protein phosphorylation
Cellular component (GO): focal adhesion; actin cytoskeleton
Molecular function (GO): protein kinase activity
Source: RefSeq, a predicted model, not a curated record